GGGAAGGUGAGGAGAAGCAACCCCUGAAUCAGGUAGUCCCCUGUGAGGGAGGGGCAAGACCCAGAAGGCGAAGGAGAGCCGCAUGGGGACGACGAGGGAGGGCCUUGGUGAAGAUGUCUGCAAGGAGGAGAGAGCUAUCGAGGAGGAGCGGGUGGAGCGCCAGGAAAUGAGGCCGCUCCCGAGGGAGAAACCAUACCCCUGAGGAGAGGAAGGGAGGGAGGAAGAGGGGAGGAGGAGAGGAAGGGAGGGAGAAGGGGGGGGGGGAGGAGGAGAGGAAGGGAGGGAGGAAGGGGGGGGGGAGGAGGAGAGGAAGGGAGGGAGGAAGGGGGGAGGAGGAGAGGAAGGGAGGGAGGAAGGGGGGGGGAGGAGGAGAGGAAGGGAGGGAGGAAGGGGGGAGGAGGAGAGGAAGGGAGGGAGGAAGGGGGGGGGGGAGGAGGAAAAAGGCGGGUGCGUGGAGCGCAGCUCUUAAGUCGCCGCGACGCGCAACCUUUGGCGGGC
Closterium sp. NIES-67 is the source of this 498-nucleotide messenger RNA. The record is from the annotation of a GenBank genome assembly. NCBI's taxonomy places the organism in Eukaryota, Viridiplantae, Streptophyta, Zygnematophyceae, Desmidiales, Closteriaceae.